CGCCGACGCAGGUUUACGACGUCAUCAAAAUCGCCUGAAAAGCAAAAUUAGACUCUCUAUCAAACACUUUAUCAAAGAAAAACUGAGACAUCGUGUGGAAUAAGGUGUAUUUAUUUAGAUUACACCAUGUCACUGGAUACGGUACCGAAGGAUCUUCGUCAUCUGCGGGCUUGUUUGCUGUGUUCUCUUGUUAAGACUAUCGACCAGUUCGAAUAUGAUGGCUGUGAUAACUGCGAGUCCUACCUGCAGAUGAAGGGGAACCGGGAGAUGGUUUAUGAAUGCACAAGCUCCUCCUUUGAUGGCGUUAUUGCAAUGAUGAGUCCUGAAGACAGCUGGGUGGCUAAGUGGCAAAGAAUAGGAAAUUUCAAGGCAGGCGUCUAUGCUGUGACAGUAACUGGAAGAUUACCUCCAGGAGUGGUGCGAGAGCUAAAGAGCAGAGGAGUCAUCUACAGGUCUAGAGACACAGCAGUGAAGACAUAAAAGUGAGACCCUGUACAGUUUUCUCAUCACGUCAAAGAACGGAUCCUCAGCUGAACCCUACACUGUCAGAAGAAGCAGGUUGAUUGGAUUGGAUUCCAAGUUCUGGAAUACAAUCCAAUCAACCUCUAGCUAAAAGUCCUUCAGAACUUAAUGUUUGUGUCUGAAAUAUUAUUUUGCUUCAUUUCUAUCUGAAUUUUUUUUUAUGUCUCAUUUUCUCAAUGUAUAUAUCUUGUUCGAUUGUAAGAGCUCCACAGCAGUUACUUUAUUAGUUAAUUGGAUAAUGCUAAAUAAUUACAUUUGAAAAAAUAAAACCUUUUUACAAAAAAUCUUGAUGGAUUAAUGAUUGAGUCUGUUCUGCAAACUGAAGUCAUUGCAAAAGUUUGCAUCCCAUUGAUUAAACUAAGUUGUUAAACUAA
Molecule: messenger RNA, 896 nt
Organism: Clarias gariepinus (North African catfish)
Lineage: Eukaryota; Metazoa; Chordata; Actinopteri; Siluriformes; Clariidae
Gene: supt4h1
Product: SPT4 homolog, DSIF elongation factor subunit
Exons: 5
Coding region: 127-480 (117 amino acids)
Biological process (GO): positive regulation of DNA-templated transcription, elongation; regulation of transcription elongation by RNA polymerase II; chromatin organization
Cellular component (GO): nucleus; DSIF complex
Molecular function (GO): zinc ion binding; RNA polymerase II complex binding
Source: RefSeq, a predicted model, not a curated record